AUGGUAAUAAUUUUUGACCCUGAGGUUCCCUCGGGAUCCCGCAGUCUCUGGUUUUUGGCUUUAUCGUCAUUAUUAAUAUCCCCUUCCUCCGGUGCCGCCUUGGAGGCCCGCGAUGGCGUGCCCGCCGGCUAUGUCGCCGCCCCGUACUACCCAACGCCGCACGGAGGUUGGGCCGAUGACUGGGAAGGCAGCUACGCCAAGGCCGUGGAGUUGGUAUCGCAGAUGACUCUGGCCGAGAAGACAAACAUUACUGCCGGCUCUGGGUUUUUUAUGGGUGAACCCUGCGUUGGAAAUACCGGAAGCGCUCUCCGAGUUGGAUUCCCACAACUAUGUCUCCAAGACGGUCCCCUUGGUGUCCGCAGCACCGACAACGUGACGGCCUUCCCCGCCGGCAUCACUACCGGCGCAACCUUCUCCAAGUCUCUGAUGUACGAGAGAGGCGUGGCACUUGGAGAAGAGUUCAAGGGAAAGGGUGCCAACAUGUAUCUCGGUCCAUCCGUUGGCCCCUUGGGGCGGAAACCUCGAGGUGGACGAAACUGGGAGGCAUUCGGCUCCGACCCCGUGCUUCAAGGUGUCGCCGGAGCUCAAACAAUCAAGGGUGUCCAGGAACAGGGUGUCAUCGCCGUGCUCAAGCAUCUGAUCGGAAACGAACAGGAAAUGUGGCGCAUGUAUAACCCGUUCCAGCCAGCCUACAGCUCUAAUAUUGAUGACCGCACCAUGCACGAGCUAUACCUCUGGCCGUUCGCCGAGGGAGUUCACGCGGGAACUGGUGCUGCUAUGAUCAGCUACAACGCAGUGAACGGAUCGGCGGACUCGCAGAACUCGUACAACAUCAACGGACUCCUCAAGGACGAGCUAGGUUUCCAGGGUCUCGUCAUGACCGACUGGCUUGCCCACUUAUCCGGUGUUGACUCGGCGCUAUCCGGACUGGAUAUGGACAUGCCCGGCGACACGCAGAUUCCCCUAUUUGGAAACAGUUAUUGGAUGUAUGAAUUGACCCGAUCAGCCCUCAACGGUUCCGUCCCGAUGGACCGCCUCAACGACAUGGCAACCCGUAUUGUGGCCACAUGGUACAAGAUGGGCCAGGAUCAGGACUAUCCGGAGCCGAAUUUCUCGUCCAACACGCGCGAUCGCGAAGGGCCGCUGUACCCCGGAGCUCUGCUCUCGCCUUCUGGAGUCGUGAACCAGUACGUCAACGUCCAGGCAGAACACAAAGUUGUUGCCAAGCAGGUGGCCCAAGAAGCCGUAACGCUCCUCAAGAACAACGGCAGCUUCCUUCCAAUCACUACCACGGUGUCCUUGUCUGUCUUUGGAACCGACGCGCAAGCCGACCCCCAGGGCAUCAACUCGUGCACGGAUAAGAGUUGCAACCGCGGCACCCUCGGUAUGGGCUGGGGUUCAGGAAGCGCGGACUACCCGUAUAUGGACGACCCCAUCAGCUCGCUCAAGCGCAAGGCCGGUACCGUGACUUACUACGCGACCGACUCGUUCCCCACGGUUCCCAUGCCAAGCGAUGACGACGUUGCCAUCGUCUUCAUCAGCUCUGACUCGGGCGAGAAUUCGUACACAGUCGAGAACAACCACGGCGACCGCGACACGGACGGCCUCAAAGCGUGGCACGGCGGCGACGCGCUCGUCCAAAAAGCUGCGGCCAAAUACAACAACGUCAUUGUUGUCGUGCACACCGUCGGCCCCAUCAUCAUGGAGCCCUGGAUCGACUUGCCCUCGGUCAAAGCCGUCCUCGUGGCUCAUCUGCCCGGGCAAGAAGCCGGCGACUCCCUGACGGAGAUCCUCUUCGGUGAGGUCUCGCCCAGCGGCCACCUGCCCUACUCCAUCCCGGUCGCCGAGUCCGACUACCCGUCCAGCGUGUCGAACCUGGUAGGCUUCGCCGUCGGCCAGCCCCAAGACACGUACUCGGAGGGCCUCUACAUCGACUACCGCUCCCUGAACAAGCAGAAAAUCAGGGCGCGCUUCGCCUUCGGCCACGGCCUCAGCUACGCCAGCUUCAACUUCUCUUCCAUCAGCAUCACCCCGGUCACGUCCCUGAGCACCGUCCCCCCCACGCGCCCGGUCAAAUCCACCUCCCCUAUCGCCACCAUGAACACCACCAUCCCCUCGGCCUCCGAAGCCGUCGCCCCCGCCGGCUUCAACAUGAUCUGGCGCUACCUCUACUCAUGGCUCUCCGAAUCCGACGCAAACGCCGCCUACGCUGAGGGCCAAUCGGGUGCUGUCUAUGCCUACCCAGCCGGGUACUCCACCAAACAAAAAGUCGGCCCCCCUGCCGGCGGCCCUAACGGUGGCAACCCGGCCCUCUGGGACGUCGCGUACACGGUGUCUGUCACCGUGAUCAACACAGGCGAGACGAAUCACUCGGGCAAGGCUGUGCCACAGGCGUACGUGCAGUUCCCCUCGGGCAUGCCUUACGACACGCCCGUUAUCCAGCUACGGGAUUUCGAGAAGACGGGGUCCCUGGCGCCGGGGGAGAGCGAGGCGGUUGAGUUGAGUAUCACGCGGAAGGAUUUGAGUGUGUGGGAUGUGGAAUUGCAAAAUUGGGUUGCGCCGGGUGCGGAGGGGCAGUAUAAGAUUUGGGUGGGGGAGGCGAGUGAUGAUUUGGGCGUGGUAUGUUAUACGGAUAGUUUGAGGUGUGAGGUUGGUUUUGCUGGGCCCGUGUAAAGUCUGCAGAGACAAUGAUACGUAAGAUUUUGGCUGUUGUGAGACGGACGGAAUGGGUGCUCGUGAUGGAUACAGUUCCAACUGGACAUGUUUCGCAAUAUUCUAUUCUCUAAUGCCAACACAUUUUUUU
Pseudomassariella vexata is the source of this 2803-nucleotide messenger RNA. RefSeq names its product glycosyl hydrolase family 3 N terminal domain-containing protein. Lineage: Eukaryota; Fungi; Ascomycota; Sordariomycetes; Amphisphaeriales; Pseudomassariaceae. Bases 1 to 2673 code for a protein of 890 amino acids. The record is from RefSeq and is a predicted model, not a curated record. Gene Ontology annotation, biological process: glucan catabolic process. Gene Ontology annotation, molecular function: beta-glucosidase activity. The transcript is spliced from 3 exons.